CGUUACCUUCCAGUGACGUCAAGUGUAUCCCAUGAUUCACACGUGCAAGACUUAUGGCGGACGUCUUCCGCCAGAGAGCUCAGCAAAGAUGGAAGAUUCUGGCUUCCGUUAUCAAAAAGGAAUGUUUAGAAAAAGAUGAUCAGAAGGUAUCUGUGCGUAGAUUUGCGGGAUUUAACUUGUUUUCUAAAAAGAUCGUGCAGAUUGAGUCAGAGUUGAACGAAAAUGAAGCCGAUUAUGAGUGGGUUGAAUAUCGACCUAGAGCCGAAAUUGCUACAACCGGUAACAGCUUAGAUAACACAUUGAUGUUAAUCAAACAACGGUGUAGAAAAGUUGUCCUUGAAGAUUUGACUGGUUUUGAUAACACUGGCAACGUUUGCUUGUGGCCGUCAGAAGAAGUGCUAGCUUCAUAUGUGCUCAAACGCAAAGAUCAGUUUUGUGGGAAAGCAGUUUGUGAACUCGGUGCUGGUAUGACGGGGUUAGCUGGAAUCGCUCUGGCAGUCAUGGGAAAUCCUUUGAAAGUUUUACUUACAGACGGUAAUGAAGACUGCGUGAAAAAUAUGGAAGCUGUUGUACGGCAGAAUAAAUCAUCGUUUGGUUCAACUAUUGUCCAGUCCGAACAGGUGCUUUGGGAAAUCAACUCAGAUUUAUCUCAUUUGGAAUCACAAUUUGAUUUUAUAAUCGGUGCAGACUGUUUGUUUUUCAACCAGUCUCACUAUGGUUUGCUUCACGUCAUUGCUGUUCUUCUCAAAGAGGCUGGUUUUGCCGUCAUUAUGGCACCACAAAGAAAGGAUACUCGUGAAACAUUCUGCAGCAAGGCCUCAUCUCAAUUUAGUGUGGAGAAGAUUGAAAAUUAUGACCCAGUUGUGUGGUCACAGCACCAAGCAGCUAAAAACGAAGACCCACUUUAUGAUGAAGACAUCCAUUACCCAAUGUUAUUGCUUCUUACAAAGAAAAACUAAAAAAAAAUGCAAGUGAAUUACCCUAGAAUUUGAGGUGACUUUUUGUCAAUUUUUGCUUCAGUGGACGGAGUAUUAUCUGACCAGAAUUUAAACCAGAAUCUGUGCUUUUCCAAGAAAUUUUGAUUAGUACUAGUACAGUAAGAUGGAAUAAAAAAUCCACAAAUUUUAUUUUGCA
Messenger RNA from Stylophora pistillata, 1134 nucleotides. Its product is annotated as calmodulin-lysine N-methyltransferase. The record is from RefSeq and is a predicted model, not a curated record. Lineage: Eukaryota; Metazoa; Cnidaria; Anthozoa; Scleractinia; Pocilloporidae. Gene Ontology annotation, molecular function: calmodulin-lysine N-methyltransferase activity. Gene Ontology annotation, cellular component: cytoplasm.